UACAAUUGUCUAUAGUAAUUAAGCAAUUGAUCAUUAUAUAUAGAUACUUGUCCUAAUAUCUAUACAGAGUGUGUUUGGUAAUGGCGUAUAUAUGAUUUGGACCGGAGAAGAGCCUAUAAAGAACCGUAAAACGAUUUAUUUUCUAGAUACUGGAUCUGUAUUUGCACGAUGUUGAUGUUUUGCCCAACAUGUGGCAAUGUGCUCCGAGUAGAAGAAGCUGUCGCAGGAUUGCGUUUCGCGUGUAACACGUGUCCAUACAUAUUCAAUAUCGUGAGAAGAGUAAGCAGUCGUACGUAUCCAAAAUUAAAGGAGGUUGAUGAUGUAUUAGGUGGAAGCGCAGCUUGGGAGAACGUCGACUCUACUGAAGAAAGGUGUCCAAAGUGCUCUAAUCCUAGAGCAUAUUUCAUGCAGAUACAGACCAGAUCCGCCGACGAGCCUAUGACAACAUUUUACAAAUGUUGCAAUCCUCAAUGUGGUCACAAUUGGCGCGACUAA
Bombus pyrosoma is the source of this 495-nucleotide messenger RNA. It is a transcript of the gene Polr3K, whose product is annotated as DNA-directed RNA polymerase III subunit RPC10. The coding region runs from base 169 to 495 and encodes 108 amino acids. Gene Ontology annotation, biological process: termination of RNA polymerase III transcription; DNA-templated transcription. The transcript is spliced from 2 exons. NCBI's taxonomy places the organism in Eukaryota, Metazoa, Arthropoda, Insecta, Hymenoptera, Apidae. The record is from RefSeq and is a predicted model, not a curated record. Gene Ontology annotation, cellular component: RNA polymerase III complex. Gene Ontology annotation, molecular function: DNA-directed RNA polymerase activity; nucleic acid binding; zinc ion binding.